Messenger RNA from Calliphora vicina (urban bluebottle blowfly), 738 nucleotides. RefSeq names its product Succinate dehydrogenase, subunit C (gene SdhC). Gene Ontology annotation, biological process: tricarboxylic acid cycle; mitochondrial electron transport, succinate to ubiquinone. Bases 111 to 626 code for a protein of 171 amino acids. Gene Ontology annotation, molecular function: oxidoreductase activity, acting on the CH-CH group of donors; electron transfer activity. NCBI's taxonomy places the organism in Eukaryota, Metazoa, Arthropoda, Insecta, Diptera, Calliphoridae. The transcript is spliced from 2 exons. The record is from RefSeq and is a predicted model, not a curated record. Gene Ontology annotation, cellular component: membrane.
GCGAAAUAGUGCUGCCAAGUUUUGUCAAAACGUUUGACAUAUGUAAAUAAGAACAAGCAGUGCCAGUGGUAUUUUUUCGACCAACUCAAGUUUUUUCGUGGAUUAUAAAAAUGUAUGCCGUAACACGUUCCCUCAUUCGUUCACCUGCCUUGCGCCAGGGCUUGCAAAUGGCUCAAGUGCAAAGACAGGUAUCAAUGAAAGUUGUACCUGCUGCUAGCACCAUCAAAGAUGAAUCGUAUACCGAUAAAAAUGUCCGCUUGGGCCGCGAAUUGUCUCCACAUUUAACCAUCUACAAACCCCAAUUGACCUCUUUGCUGUCAUUGACUCACCGUGCCACUGGCAUGGUUUUGGGUACAGCCGUUUGGGGUCUUGGUUUGGCUGCUCUCAGUUCUCCUCAAGAUAUUGCCAACUAUGCUGCAGUCAUUGAGGGUUUGCACUUAAGCACCGGCACAUUGACUGCUUUGAAAUUUUUGGUUGCCUAUCCCUUGGCCUACCAUACUGCCAACGGUAUUCGUCAUUUGUUGUGGGACACUGGACGUUUCUUGAAAAUUAAGGAAGUCUAUUCAACUGGUUAUAUAAUGCUUGGCAUGUCAUUUGUUUUGGCUGGUAUUUUGGCUGCUUUGUAAGAAAAUCGUCUUAAAUUUUAGGCAAGUUAUUGUCCCAAGUGCUGUGUACUAAUUCAUUGGGCUCUCAUUACAAAAUAAAUAAGUUAUAAAGUUAUUUUCCAUCUUAAAAUAA